Molecule: messenger RNA, 2968 nt
Organism: Antechinus flavipes (yellow-footed antechinus)
Lineage: Eukaryota; Metazoa; Chordata; Mammalia; Dasyuromorphia; Dasyuridae
Product: translation initiation factor IF-2-like
Exons: 3
Coding region: 1-1218 (405 amino acids)
Source: RefSeq, a predicted model, not a curated record
AUGCCAGGACAGGCAGAUGUGUGCCCUGCACGGUCGGAGGAAGGGACUCUUGUUAAAGAAAUCCUGCUCGGUCUGCUCGCCGUGGUGCCCGGCGUUCUUACCUUGACCGCUGGAACCGCCCGGGAGAAGGCGGAGAAGGCAGCUGGGACCGGCGGCGGGCUCUGCCUAGCUAGGUGUCGGUUCGGGUCCGGGGAUGCGGGAGCAGCUGUGCCAGGCGGUGCCAGCCGAGGCGGCCGGGAAGCGGCGGCGGCGGCGGCUGCCGCUCGGGGUCCUGCUGCUCUCCGCUGCUGCUGUUGCUGUUGCUGCUACUGCUGCCGGCGGGGCUGCGGUCCCUGCUCCGGCUCCGGCUCCCGCCGCGGCCGGCUGCUGCCCGUGGGACUCCUCCUGGGCACCGGCGGGCACGCUCCUCAUGGACCAGGGCCGGGGGCCGCGAUGCCCCCCAGCUCCGGGCCGGGAGGGCUGGUGCCCUUUAGGGCCUGCCCGCUGCUCCUGGCCACGCCGCCGCCGCCGCCGGGGGAGGGGAGGCUGGCCGCGCCCGCCCGGGCCCCGCUGGCCCCGGCCGGAGGAGGGCUGAAGAGGGGGGUGGGAAGGAAGCCCAGGCCCGACCCGGACGGCUGGCAGGCUGGCAGGGGGAGCGGGCGGGCUCGGGGCGGCCUCUUCGCCCCCUCCCCCAGGGCCUGCGCCGCUCGCUGCUCCGCGGGAAGGAGGGCGAUCCCGAGCUGGAGAUGGAGAAGGAGGAGGAGGAGGAAGAGGAGGAGGAGGAAGAAGAGAGAAGGAGGAGAGGGCCUCGCCCGGCCUGGGAAGAGGAGGCAGGGGGCGGGGGUGAAACCCCGAGAAGGUCACCGAAGCGGAGGCGCCGGGAGUGGGGCGAGGAGGGGGGGGACAGCGAGGAGGGGGCCCGGAGAAAGGCAAAGGAGGCGUCCCCGCCCGCCCCCCGCUCGAACGCUAGCUCCUCCUUCUCGGCCGCGGCCGCUCGAGCUUCCCCGGCCUGGGCUGGCUUCCCGGGAACUGUCCGUGCACAGCCGGCGGCGGCUGGGGCUGCACGGGCCGGGCGCCUCUUCAGGUCUGGCCGCGCCGGACUGGGCUGAGCUGGCCUGGGCUGGCCGCUGCUCCCCGCGGGGCUCGGUGCCCCGGCUGUGCGCGCCGAGCGUCCCCGGAGCAGCCUGGCCCCGCCGCCGCCGCCGCGUGCCCCGGGCUCGGGCUCAGCAGCUGCAGUGACUGUGUGUCUGUGUCGUGUCUCUACAGCUGGGGGGACCAGCAAGCCGGGGCCGGCUUCGAAGGAGGAGUGGGGCGGGGCCCCGAGAGGCGGGGCCUACAACCCCCGCCCCCCAGUUCCCCGUGACCCCAUGGAGAGGGCCGGCCGGCCAAUGGGAGAGGUUGUAGCCGGGCGGCCGCGAGGACGGCCCCCUCCUCUGAGCCCUCCCCCCGGCUCCGCCUCCAACUUCUCCGGCCUCCCUCCCGAGCUAGCGGCCGCAACACCCGGAAUGGGGAGCCCGUGGGCAGGAUCCGGACUGACGGGUACAAGCUGGGGAGCUAAGGGCCCCCCAGCUCCCUGGCGGCAGCUGCUGGGGCUCUAUCUCUGGGCGCCUACAUCGCUAAAGCGACUGGAGGGGAAGCCCACCCACCGGCGGGCCAGCCCACGGCGCUUGGCUAGCUUUGCUCGGCUCCCCGAGAGAGGUCCCUUUGGCUGCUUCUAAAAACAGCCCCCGUUGUGCACGCACUAGAUCUCAGCCAAAGGGCUGAGGCGCUCGGAGCGAGAGAGGAGGAGGCAAGGAAGUUUUUUCUCCUCUUUCCUCCUCCUCCUCUUCCUCCUCCUAGAAUCACAGCUUCUCUCGGAUAUAUGCUCAAGCUGAAAACAGCACUAGGAAGACCCAGUGUGGGCUUUGGACAGCAUCCUCCGGAGGGCUACUUCCGAAAAGGGAUGAGGUUUUUUCCCAGCUCCGCUCCCCAAGCUUCUGAGGUCUCCCACUAAAGGGUCGUCCAGCUCCUGAAUCCCAACUACUAGAAGGCUGCCAGGCUGGUCCUCUCCCUCCAGAAAGCCCUGGGACCCUCGGGCAUGAUGGGAGAGAGGGCUGAGAACGCAGAUUCGGGGACCGGGAGGACCAAAUGUUAUUCGGGAGGGAAGAGGAGCCUGAAAGGAACACCGGGACCCCGAUCUCUGGGACCGCACCCUACAGGGCAGCAUCCUUGCCUAAAGAGCACAGCCGAGAGUUCUGGAGGCCCGUGAGUCUCUCGCCAUUCAUCCUGAACCCCCGGCCUUUGCCCGAGUCGCCACACCCUUGGCGGGUCGUUUCUUCCACAUCGCCACUCUCAGAACCCUCUUACGCAAGGAACCCUCCAGAGCUAGUUUCCCCAAAGAGGGUUCUCCCAGUGGGAGAGCCAGCUGAGCAAAAGGAACUCCAAGAUCUGUACCCAAGCGCGCCAUGAAGCUGCGGGACAAGUUCACGGUGACGCCCGGGGCCCGAUGCCUUAUCUCUCUCCCAGCGAUGAAGCUAGAUCUUCCCUGGGAGCAGAAGAGGGAGAUGCUAUCUGGCUUUGAUGUCAUUACAUUGGCAGCACCGCGCAUAAUAAGAUAAAAUAUUAUCUAAUGUCCCAGAUCCCAUUAAAGUGUCAAAGUUUAAUGUCAAGGCUUUUAGCUCAAACGUUGUUUCCGCUCUCCUGGUGAUGGGUAGGUCUGGUCGGAAUGCCUGGAAAACAAAGGGCUCGUAUUUAUGUUUUAUUUUAUUUUAUUUUAUUUUAUUUUUGAUGAGUGUCCAGUGAUCUCCCUUUCUAACUGUCUUCCUUCUCCUCUAUUCCACUCAGACAAAGUUAAAACAAGGAUGUGGUCUUUAUUUUUAUCCCGGAGCUUGGCUCCACUUCAUUAGUGGUGUAAAAUGCAUUAUUAUAAUACAUUAGCAUAUUAAUAAAGGCGAUGUGACCCAGAGAGGGAAGGAGAGAUUUGAAAUUUACAAGCAAGGAAGGAAUAAUU